AUGUCGUCGUUAACCCCUUUUGGUACUUCGAAAGAUUCGAAUACAACUGUACCUGAAUUCAGCACGGAACGUGUGGGGUCAGAUGGGGGUAAGAAAGAGACAGAGGAGAUAGAAAGCAGAAAUGGAUCGGGUCAAGAAGAUGAAGGUCGUUGGGUGGUGUUGAGAGGGAGGGGUUGCCGUCCCCCACUUCGAACCCCGCAGUGCGGAAACUAA
Molecule: messenger RNA, 213 nt
Organism: Pieris macdunnoughi
Lineage: Eukaryota; Metazoa; Arthropoda; Insecta; Lepidoptera; Pieridae
Source: the annotation of a GenBank genome assembly